CAUACAAUUUGCUUUUCCUGUUGCUUUUCUUGCUGUUGAGAAGAGAAGUGAAUCUACUCCUUCUGGAGCGAUCUUCAUCUCUUUCCAGGGUGAAGGAACUGCUUCAGCGGAUCAAGGAACGCUCCGGUACCAACCAUGUUUUUCUGCCAACCUUUCCACACGUUGCUGCUGCUCUUCUUAGGAGCAUCGCUGAUUUUGGCUGCUGCUCCAGAGACAAGGAGUUCAGAUCCAAAUUCCUGCCCAGUAUUGGCUUGUGGCAACCCAGGAAUUGCUGGUUUACCAGGGAGAGAUGGAAGAGACGGGGCCAAAGGAGAGAAAGGAGACACGGGCCUCCAAGUGAAGGGUCAACCAGGAUUCCCCGGUAAGGCUGGUCCUGCUGGACCGAAGGGAAACACCGGAGCCCCAGGACAAAAAGGACAAAAAGGAGAAAUGUCAGCUGUUGAUACAGUCCAAAGGCAGGUGGCUGCUUUGGAAAAGACGGUCCAGACAUUACAAGCUGAAGUCCGCAAAAGCCAAAAAAUCUUCGCAAUGCUGGGGGCGACCACGGUUGGAGGGAAAACCUUCGUUUUUACUGGUCAGACUCACAAUUUUGCCAGCGGGAAAGCUCUCUGCAGCAAUGCCGGUGGAGCUCUGGCAGUGGCCAUGAAUGUGGCUGAGAACACGGCCUUGGCGGCCAUGGCCAAGCGGAACGGCAAGCAGAUAUACCUGGGUAUGAGUGACCUCCAGACGGAAGGCCAGUUCGUGUAUUUGAACGGACAAGCGGUGAGGUACACUAACUGGAAACGCUCUGAGCCUAACAACUUGAACAACGAAGACUGUGUGGUACUCAUUCCAGAUACCCUGUGGAAUGACAUUAGCUGUGACCACCAAACCCACAUCGUUUGUGAACUUUGAUCUAUCUAGAACGUCGCUGUUUGCAUUCUCAGGGGGCGUCCAUGGGAAAAGAAGGCAAGGGGCUCAAGGGAUGCCAUGCCAUUGUCAGGCCAUCAUUGGUGCUCUUAAUGCCAUGACGCCAUGACACAUUUUUGACAUCUUUGCGGCUUGCUAUCCAUGUUCUAGGAGAGGGCAAAAUAACUGCAUGAGUACAUCAGUUUUGCUUUCCAGGCUGAAAAUGCAAUUGUGAUAACAAUACAAAAACAAAAAGACGCAAGAGAGGUACUGUCUCCAUUUCUCUCCACACGUGUUUUGUCUCACAGUAUUUCAUUGUUAUUAUAUUUUUGAGAAGCGUCCUUCCAAGUUUCUGGACUCUCAGGAAAAGCUGUUGCGCAGAAUGAGAGAAAGAGCAAAUUGUGGAAUGAACGGUCCUCUCCUUUAAAUCUGGUAACUUCUCGGAUGUUUCGUUCGGGUCAAGCUUUUGAAAAGGCCUCCAAAAUUCUGAGAAGUAGAACAUCGAAUAAUAGAGAGAUGGAAGGGACCUUGGAGGUUUUGUAGUUCGGCAUUCCCCAAAUUUUCUGGAUUGGCGGCCCAGCGGGGGGAGGGGAGAGGCAAUGGUUCUGCAGGAACAGCAGGGCUACGCACAUACACAAGUUCAUUUGUGUGAGUGGCAUGCACGCUGACCCACUGCCAGUGGCGGAUUAAGACUCACUGGUGCCCCAAGCACUGACAAAUCUUGGUGCCUGCCCGCUCCUUUUUACUUACUGUACAAACGAAGACAUAUUCUCAACCCUAACCCUAACCCUAACCCUAACCUUUUGGGCCUAGUGCCUUAAGCACAUGCUUAGUCCGCUUCAUGGUUAAUACGCUGUGCCCAAUGUGGGUGUGAGUGAGGCUGAGAGUGCUGGUGCGCACUGCUCAUGUGGACGGGGUGCAAGCUGGCCAGCACUCACGCAGCCUGGUUGCAAAUAGGCCAUGGCAUGGUAGUGAGCCACAGCCUGCAGGCUGGGAAUCCCUGUUCUAGUCCCACCCCCUCCUCAAGCAGGAGAUCCUAUACCAUUCCAGACAAAUUGC
Messenger RNA from Pseudonaja textilis, 1947 nucleotides. RefSeq names its product mannose-binding protein-like. NCBI's taxonomy places the organism in Eukaryota, Metazoa, Chordata, Lepidosauria, Squamata, Elapidae. Gene Ontology annotation, cellular component: multivesicular body. The record is from RefSeq and is a predicted model, not a curated record.